UGUCCUCAUCAUGCACCGUUGCCAAACAAAAAAGCCACGUUGACGAACUGGACUGAAGUCUACUGCUGCUGUUUUUCCCAGAAAAAAUAGAUCUAAACGAGCGUUUUUCAUUCCUUCGAAAUAUAGAAAGAUUACAGAUGUCUUCGCCUCCGAAGGAAAAAAUCGAGACCAAAGGAGGACACCUCCCGGCUGUGAAGGCAGGGGGGAUGAGGAUAGUGCAGAAGCACCAGGGAGCAGCUCCACCUGAGCCGCCACCUGUCAAGGACAAGGAAGACGAGGAGUUUGUGGAGGAGCCUAGCCCACCAAAGCCCACUGUGGUCGUGUCAGGAGUGGUUACAAAGGGUGAUAAGGACUUCACCCCAGCGGCAGCCCAGGUAGCUCACCAGAAGCCCCAGCCGUCUGUCAGCAAGAUGCCCCAAAACCAGCACCUCACCCAGCAAAUCCACCAGCCCCGCAAGUGAGGCUACCGCCAAGCUUACCUUCCCUCCGCUAACUCUGCCACAGUUGGCCCCACAAGGCGCCAGCAAUCUUCCCAGACACAGCUCUACAGUCAGUUUUGUGUUUACCCCCCUCCAAUGGUUAAGUAAGGAUUUGAAGAGGCGAAACUGAUCCUAAAUCUGUGACUAAGGGCAAGCCAAUGCAACGCAUCAUCAAUGAACCACAUCAGCCAACCUAUCACAGCAGCCUACCGACCAACCCAAUAACCACAAACCAAUCAAAGAACUGAACAACCAAUCAAUUAAGCAUGCAACCAAUUACCAUAAGUGCUCAGGUUACCAGGGAAUCCCCUGUUAAGCAUUCCAUGUGAUCCCACUCAUACUUGGGUCAUUAUACUGAACAGAAAUAUAAACGCAACAAUUUCAAAGAUUUACUGAGUUACAGUUCAUAAACUCAGGAAAAAAAGAAACGUCCUCGCACUGUCAACUGCGUUUUAUUUUCAGCAAACUUAACGUGUAAAUAUUUGUCUGAACGUAACAAGAUUCAACUGAGACAUAAACUGAACAAGUUCCACAGACAUGUGGGGGGUUCAAAGGGGGGGUCAAAAUCAAAAGUAAGUCAGUAUCUGGUGUGGCCACCAGCUGCAUUAAGUACUGCAGUGCAUCUCCUCAUGGACUGCACCAGAUUUGCCAGUUCUUGCUGUGAGAUGUUACCCCACUCUUCCAUGAAGGCAACUGCAAGUUCCCGGACAUUUCUGGGGGAAAUGGCCCUAGCCCUCACCCUCCAAUCAAACAGGUCCCAGACGUGCUCAAUGGGAUUGAGAUUCGGGCUCUUCGCUGGCCAUGGCAGAACACUGACAUUCCUGUCUUGCAGAAAAUCACGCACAGAACGAGCAGUAUGGCUGGUGGCAUUGUCAUGCUGGAGCGUCAUGUCAGGAUGAGCCUGCAGGAGGGGUAACACAUGAGGGAGGAGGAUGUCUUCCCUGUAACACACAGCGUUGAGAUUGCCUGCAAUGACAACAAGCUCAGUCCGAUGAUGCUGUGACACACCACCCCAGACCAUGACAGACCCUCCACCUCCAAAUCGAACCCGCUCCAGAGUACAGGCCUCUGUGUAACGCUCAUUCCUUCGACAAUAAACGCGAAUCCGACCAUCACCUCUGGUGAGACAAAACCGCGACUCGUCAGUGAGAGAACUUUUUGUCAGUCCUGUCUGGUCCAGCGACGGUGUUUCUGGUGAGGACCUGCCUUACAACAGGCUAUAAGACCUGUGCAUGUGUUGUUACACGUGGUCUGCCACUGCGAGGACGAUCAGCUGUCCGUCCUGUCUCCCUGUAGCGCUGUCUUAGGCGUCUCACAGUACGGACAUUGCAAUUUAUUUCCCUGGCCACAUCUGCAGUCCUCAUGCCUCCUUGCAGCAUGCCUAAUGCACGUUCACACAGAUGAGCAGAGACCCUGGGCAUCCUUCUUAUGGUGUUUUUCAGAGUCAGUAGAAAGGCCUCUUUUAGUGUCCUAAAUUUUCAUAACUCUGACCUUAAUUGCCUACCGUCUGUAAGCUGUUAGUGUCUUAACGACCGUUCCACAGGUGCAUGUUCAUUAAUUGUUUAUGGUUCAUUGAACAAGCAUGGGAAACAGUGUUUAAACCCUUUACAAUGAAGAUCUGUGAAAUUAUUUGGAUUUUCACGAAUUAUCUUAGAAAACCAGGGUCCUGAAAAAGGGACAUUUCUUUUUUUGCUGGGUUUAUAAAGACAUCAGUCAAUAGAAAUAAAUAAAUUAGGACCUAAUCUAUGGAUUUCACAUGACUGGGCAGGGGUGUAGCCAUGGGGAGCCAGGCCUAGCCAAUUAGAAUGAGAUUUUCCCAAAAAAAGGCUUUAUUACAGUCAGAAAUACUCCUCAGCACCCCCCAGGUGAAGAAGCCGGAUGUUGAGGUCCUGGGCAGGACUGGUUACACGUGGUCUGCGGUUGUGAGGACGGUUGGACAGACUGCCAACUUCUCUAAAACAACAUUGAAGGCAGCUUAUGGUAGAGAAAUGAACAUUCAAUUCUCUGGCAACAGCUCUGGUGGAUAUUCCUGCAGUCAGCAUGCCAAUAUCACGCUCCCUAAAAACUAGAGACAUCUGUGGCAUUGUGUUGUGUGACAACUGCACAUUUUAAAGUGGCCUUUUAUUGUCCCCAGCACAAGGUGCACCUGUGUAAUGAUCAGGCUGUUUAAUCAGCUUCUUGAUAUGCCACCCCUGUCUGGUGGCUGGAUUAUCUUGGUAAAGGAGAAAUGCUUACUAACAGGGGUGGAAACAAAUUUUUGCACAAAAUAUGAGCAAAAUUGUAUUUUUUUUUAGCUAAUGAGACAUGGGACCAAAACUUUACAUGUUGCGUUUAUAUUUUUGUUCAGUGUAGUUCUAAGGGAAAUGUCAUAGAACACACACACAAUACACUUGAAAUGAAGGAGUGGUAAUUAAUGUCAACACCACAUUUCAGGGUUCCAUGGAAAUACAUUUAGGCAAGGAGUAAUUUCCUAAGUUUAUUUAAUAAAGUUUAAAAUUCUAUAUUUUUAUUUUACUCAGUUUGUUUCUUGAGUAAAGUCCUUAGUCGGUGAGUGGACUUAAGCAUUAGGUGUGGUUGUCAUUAAAGAUUUAACUUUAAAA
Molecule: messenger RNA, 3079 nt
Organism: Salvelinus fontinalis (brook trout)
Lineage: Eukaryota; Metazoa; Chordata; Actinopteri; Salmoniformes; Salmonidae
Product: death-associated protein 1-like
Exons: 4
Coding region: 138-461 (107 amino acids)
Biological process (GO): negative regulation of autophagy; apoptotic signaling pathway; cellular response to amino acid starvation
Molecular function (GO): death domain binding
Source: RefSeq, a predicted model, not a curated record